This is a messenger RNA of Linderina pennispora, 972 nucleotides long. Its product is annotated as trypsin-like serine protease. The transcript has 3 exons. NCBI's taxonomy places the organism in Eukaryota, Fungi, Kickxellomycota, Kickxellomycetes, Kickxellales, Kickxellaceae. Gene Ontology annotation, biological process: proteolysis. Bases 1 to 972 code for a protein of 323 amino acids. Gene Ontology annotation, molecular function: serine-type endopeptidase activity. The record is from RefSeq and is a predicted model, not a curated record.
AUGAAGAUUUUUUCGUUCCUGGGGACCCUGCUGUGUGCGUCGUCGGCAUUGGCCGGCGUUAGUACUCUGGCAGGCACUAGCCCCAACAACCAGGGCAUCAUCACACGGCAGACGCCGAACCGCCGGACUGUUCGCGUGGUGCGGCGGGAUGCAUCCCUCCCGGUCAUGCACGAGCGCAUUAUCGGCGGCACCAAGGCGCCGGCGGGCAAAUACACGUUUGCAGUGCGGCUGACGAUUAUCCGAGGCACCGAGACGUUCCUGUGCGGCGGCACGCUGAUCGCAGCAGACACAGUAGUGACGGCAGCGCACUGCAUGGUGGACGAGGACACCAACACGAUAGCCGAGCCGGAGCAGGUGUACAAGCAGGACCGACCGGUCAGCAUUACAGUGCAUCCAAAGUACAACCCGAAGCUGGUGACAAACGACAUUGCGAUUAUCCAGAUAAAGCCGGUGGACGCUGAGCUCGACGGUGACGGACGAUUCCGGUGUACACCGGGCGAUAUCCCGGUCGACAUGACGAUGACGACGAUGGGCUGGGGGAAGACGUCGAACAACGCGACGUCGCUGGCGAAGACCCUGAUGGCGGUGGACGUGAAGGUGGGCCAGCCGCGGACGUGCGCGCAGGCCAACCCGACGUACAAGUCGGCCAGCGGGCCCGAGGUGUGCACGGUGAACGCACUGACGCCCGGCAAGGACUCGUGCCAGGGCGACUCGGGCUCGCCGUCGGUGAUUGAGAAGGGCGGGCAGCUGUACUUUGUUGCGCUGACCAGCGUGGGCACGGACCUGGCCAACUCGGGCUCGUCGGACUGCGCGCUGUCGGACGGCCUGGCGUUCUACACGCAUGUGAACUACUUCAUGUCGUUUAUCACCUCGGUGACUGGCGCCAGCGCGUCGACCUACACCAACGGCAACAGCACAAAGGACCUGUCCGGAUGCAUGCUGGCAAUGCUUGUGUCGGUGCUGAUCCUGUAG